Molecule: messenger RNA, 1151 nt
Organism: Periophthalmus magnuspinnatus
Lineage: Eukaryota; Metazoa; Chordata; Actinopteri; Gobiiformes; Gobiidae
Product: tripartite motif-containing protein 16-like
Exons: 1
Coding region: 1-1059 (352 amino acids)
Molecular function (GO): protein binding
Source: RefSeq, a predicted model, not a curated record
AUGGCAGAACUUCACCAAGAGUCCAGGAGGGAGCGGCUGCUCCAGAGUCUCCAGCACAAAGAGACAGACUUGAAGAGUCUCCAACAGGAGGCGCAGGACAUCAGAUGCUCUGCCCAGAGAGCAGUGCAGUGCAGCGGGGACAGUUUCAGAGACAUGGCCUUUCUCCUGGACAAAACACGCUCUGAAGUGGAGCAGCAGAUCUGGUCCCAUCAGGAGACCCAACUGAGCCAAAUCCAAGAACUUCAGGACGAAGUGCAACAGGACAUGAAUGAGCUGAGGAAGGGCAUCUCUGAGCUGGACACACUGGAGCACGCAGAGUUUCUACAGCUCACACAGAAGACAGUCAGGAUUCACACAGGGCUCCGUCACAAGUUUGAGGAGGUGACCCCAGUGGUAUCAGCGCUCAGGGACAAACUCCAGCUCACUCUGGAAGAAGGCCUGGCCAACGUCUCACAAGCUCUGGGUCCAGACGAGGUUUUACCAGCGCCAGAUGAACCCAGCACCAGAGAGGAGUUCUUAAAAUAUUCAUCAGAAAUCACACUGGACCCAAACACCACAAGCAAAUAUCUGUCACUCUCUGAUGGGAACAGAAAAGCAACAGUGAUCGGUGUAGAGCAGAAUUACCCUGAUCAUCCAGACAGAUUCACUUACUGGGAUCAGGUCUUGAGUAGAGAGAGUCUGACAGGCCGCUGUUACUGGGAGGUGGAACGUAGUGGGCACUGGGUUCGUAUAGCAGUUUCAUACAAGGAUAUUCAAAGAGAGGGAAACUCUGCUGAAUGUGGAUUUGGAUUCAAUGAUAAAUCCUGGGCCUUAGAGUGUAAAUCCAGCAGUUAUUCAUUUCGGUUUAACUCAGUCGAGUCCCAGGUUUCUGGUCCAGCCUCGUCCAGAAUAGGGGUUUACCUGGACUACAAUGCAGGGGUUUUGUCAUUUUAUAGCAUCUCUCUAAGUACCAUGAGCCUCCUCCACAGAGUCCAGACCACUUUCACUCAGCCUCUGUAUGCUGGAGUCUGGAAUUACUGGAGGCCAGGCGACACUGCACAUUUUCCUAAACUCAACUAGCACCGUUAUUCUCACCAGUUUUUCCAUGUCUUUGUUCCUCUUAAUAAUGCUGGAGGUGUUUUGAAAGACUAGGGGAAAUUUCAUGUUGAAUG